ACUAAUCAUAAAUAAAUGACACAGAGCGUUGAACGUGUAUUUCGGAAAGUUGUAUUAAUAAUAAUGUUAAAAAUAUAUAUCACCGAGAAUAUUUUUAUUUUGUGUGAUCACUAUUCCAUACUAGUGCGCUAAUUUAAAUAAACAUCGAUCUGGACUUUAAAAAGUGACAGGCGGCGACUCCCUUCAACCCCGUGUUACACUGAGCGAUGCUACGCUUCCUCUUCCGACGGAGAUUCUUCAAGCGUCUGGUGGCGUCCUUGGCGCUACUCUACAUUACCGCCGUUUGCAUGUCAUCUCUGUUUGUAUUCUCGCUCACGGAAAACCCCGACGGCUACCGGAACUCUAUUCCGGAUAUACGUGGUCGCACCUCAUUGCGCUCAGUUGACAAAUGUGCCCAUCCGAAACUUGGAACCGAUAGGAUUUACACAUAUGACCUACCAACCAUUACAAACUAUGGGUUGGUAAACAAUAAUGGCAAUCCGCGUUUCAAGGAAUACAAAAUUCCAGUAAUAGAUAUUUCAGAGGCAUACAAAUCUAAUCUAGACGAACUGUCUGUUUAUGUGAUUCCAUUUUCUCACGUGGAUCCCGGCUACGGCAUGACCAUGGAGCAGUAUUUUGCAUCUAAAUCGCGGCACACAUUAGAUAACAUGGUACGUAAGCUAGAAGAGUAUCCUGAUCUCACGUUCCAGUGGGCAGAAACGGUGUUCCUCGAGCGAUGGUGGCGGCAGGCCGACAACGGAACCCGCGCCAAGAUGAAGCGGCUAGCGGAAGAAGGGCGGUUCGAGGUGGUACUUGGCGGCUGGGUUAUGCCAGACGAGGCUGUCACGCACUUUGAGGCUGUGGUCGACCAGCUGAUCGAGGGGCAUACCUGGCUCAAAAAGCACCUGCACGUGUCGCCUCGGAACGCCUGGAUUAAUGACCCGUUCGGUUACUCGAGCACCAUGCCGUAUCUGUGGCGUCAGGCAGGCAUGCGUAAUAUGGUCAUACUGAGAAUUCACCAAGCCAUAAAGGCCACACUGAUGCGGAAGCGCGCACUUGAGUUUAACUGGAAACCUAUGUGGGAAAUGGGUGGUGACACUUAUGGUGACAUGCUUUGCCAUUUGAUGUCCUACCGCGGGUACUGGAUCGGAGACGUCUGUGGGCCUAACAACCAACAUAUAUGUAGAGAGUAUGCGUUCAUGCACGAAAACCCGCGGGACAAGGUUGUCUUUUUGUCCAAUGAAAACAUUGCCGAAAGAGCCCGCAUCUUGUACGAACAGUACAGAAUUACGGCCGAACUUUACCGGAAACAUACCUCAACGGAACAUCCGCAAGGGGAACAGCUGUUUUUGCCUAUGUUUCUCGGAGAAGACUUUUCGUAUGUUACAGCGAAAGAUUACGACUUAAUAUAUAAGAAUUAUAAAAUGUUAUUUGACUAUAUGAAUAAAAAGAGUGAAUGGAAGAUAAAUAUCAAGUUUGGCACCAUCAAUGAUUAUUUUACUGACAUUAAGAAGUACCAAGCCAGUGUUGGCUACAGUUUUCCUAAUUUGUCAGGUGAUUUUUUUCCGUACUCGGACUAUCAAAACGAUUACUGGACUGGCUACUACUCCACACGACCAUUUUUAAAGCAGCUAUCCAGGGAAUUACAGAGUACUCUUAAGUUAGCAGACAUGUUGCACACUUACGCCAAGGCAAGGGUUAAAACAAACGAUGAAUACACGAACCUGAAAGAAAUUGACGAGCUUCUUCAAACUUCCCGCCGCCACCUUGGCGUGUUCCAGCACCACGACGGUAUCACGGGAACAUCUCUGCAGUUCGUCAUGGACAACUUCCAGAAAGAGCUCAGCGAGGCGUUGCAGAAAUGUAAAACGGCGAUGAAAAUGAUUACCUCUCAGUUAUUAUCAAGAGGGAGUAUGCCAGUUGCAAGUGUACGCGAUGUGCUGGCCAGAGAAGGAUCUAAAACCGCGACAACAUACACUGUGAUGACGGUGCCACCGGGUGGUGCGUUUCUCACCGUCGCCAACUCAUUGCCUCGCAUGCGGACGGAGGUGGUAACGUUCCACUGUAGCGAAGACAAAGUGAAGGUAUCCGAAGGAGGACGGACCCUGCCGCUGCAGGUACGCGAGGUGGGCAGCUCCAGGUACGAGGUCUCUUUUGUGGCACAACUUCCGCCGGCCAGCGUGCAAUAUUAUAACGUGACAUUGAUGAUGGAGGUUGGGGCAAAUGUUGCACAGAAAUCCAGUCCAAGUGAACAUGGUGGUGAAAUUUUGAUAGAAAACGACUUCUUGAAAGUGCAGUUUAACAAUGAAUCAGGAUUUAUAAGUCAAAUUAUUGGGAAACAUUUAAAUAAUUUGAAGUUAAACAUUCAAAGUGAUGUAUUAGCGUACACCGCUAAAAGAAGUGGCGCUUAUAUAUUUGCUCCCGAUGGCGAGGCCAAACAAUUUCUUAGAGGUAAACCAAAAGUUACACUUACAACAGGGAACUUAUAUUCUGAAGUCGAAGUGGUUUACUCUUCGGUAUUUAUCAUUACAACAAGACUGUAUCAUUUGCCAGGAAGCAAGGCGAUGGGCGUGUUUAUUGACACAAAAUUAGAUGUAAAAAGUAACACUCAGUCAAUGAAUCAAGAAGUAAUUUUACGUCUGAAAACUGAUAUGAAAACCAAUAACACGAUGUUCACAGAUCAGAACGGGUUUCAGCUGAUGGGGCGGCGCACGUACACUGAUCGUGCCACGGAGGAGAACUUCUACCCAAUCACAACAAUGGCUAUUAUUCAGGACAGCUCGAGUCGGCUCACGCUUAACACCGCCCAGCCGCACGGCGCCGCGAGUCUGAAAGACGGGUGGCUCGAAGUGAUGCUGGACAGGUCCCUAUCACGGGACGACGGGAAGGGGCUUGGGCAGGGGGUUAGUGAUAACGUGGCCACCUCGGCACAAUUUGUCCUUCACCUGGAAAGCAUGACUGGCGAGGGCAUUCCUGAGACCAAGUACACAUAUCCCUCCAUGGAUAGCUUGCUUAUAAACGAACAGUUGAACGAACCAGUGUACAAGUUGUUUGUUCCUUCCGUUGGGGUGAAGUAUAUUGCAAACGUUCAGGGAAUAGAGGACUCCUUGCCAUGUGACACGUCCAUAACGGUGAUGCGACAGUCGAACGUUGGCACGAGCAUGGUGCUCCACCGCUGGGCCACACAUUGCCGCUUUCCGACUGUGUCCGAGUGUCGACGCUACCAAGGGGACGUUACUCUUCGCAAUCUAUUUAGGAGCGUUGCGAAGGUAUCUGCCGUCGAGACGUCCUUGACACAUUCGGAACACUUUGGACCAGUGUCCCGAACCGACAUCCUGGCGCCCACACCAAUGCAGCUUAGAACGUUCCUCAUUCUUCUUUCAUAACCUUAAAUUAUUUAAUUUUUAUACUGUGAUAUGAAGCAGUCCCAAUGCUAAAUAUUUAUUAGUUUUUGUAUAAUUCAUGUUAUAUUGAAUGUAUUUAUUCUGUUAUCUACGAUUUUAAGUUAAAACUUUUCACUGUAAUGGA
Molecule: messenger RNA, 3507 nt
Organism: Mya arenaria
Lineage: Eukaryota; Metazoa; Mollusca; Bivalvia; Myida; Myidae
Product: alpha-mannosidase 2-like
Exons: 2
Coding region: 207-3365 (1052 amino acids)
Biological process (GO): mannose metabolic process; protein deglycosylation; N-glycan processing
Cellular component (GO): Golgi membrane
Molecular function (GO): carbohydrate binding; alpha-mannosidase activity
Source: RefSeq, a predicted model, not a curated record